CGGAACAAAUUCUGCCAGCUCUCAACCUUGACAUCACUAAAUAUUCUGAAGCAUUUUGUUCAGUGCUGUGUCUAUUCUGCUAUCCAAUGUUCUGGCAAAUAAUUAUUUCUAACUUAGACCAGCAGUUUUGAGGAGAGGGUUUUUAAUCAACACCAUCCAUCCCAAAUACUUAACUAGUUCUUAUUUUAUUGACUCCAGAGAGAUGAAAGGAAAAGUUGACCUUGGAUAGAUUUGACUCAAAAGCCAAGCAUUUUCCCCAAUACACUAAUGAUUCAGCGAAUCCACCAAUUAACUGCCCUUAUUAAUAAUGGUUUCAAAUUAUGGUACAAGGCCAACAAUUGUGAGGGGAGGAGUUAGUGCCAUCAACCCUAGUAAUUGUCUGAUUAUGAAUACAUGGAGGGUUUUAUGGCGACUACGCACUGGUCUCUUUUCAAAGGUACAACCUGCUUUUAUCCAGAAAUUUCCUUCCACUUUGACAUCAUUCAAUAACAGGAGACAAAUGUUAUGUAUGUUAUCCAAAUGUCAUGGAAAUAUUGAUCCAAGAUCCAGUGUCUCACUAACUGCAUCAUGCAACUGGUGUCAUAUCCGUGAAUAUGCCAAAGCUUCCAAAUCUAAGAAGAAAACAAGUAAACCAAAAGUGUUUGUUAGUGAUGAGGAAAUGGAGGAGAUAAUAAAUUUGACAGCUUUCAAAUCCGAAAUGUCUAGUGUGUUGGAACAACUUCAAGUGGAUUACUUAAAUCAACUUUCUCUCAGAAUAUCCACCCGUGUUUUUGAUACAAUUACUGUGAAAAUAGAAAAUAAAGAAUUUCCUCUCAACCAAAUUGCUCAAAUUAUCCAGAAGAAUCCAUCUUUGAUAGUGAUUAAUUUAAGGGAGUCAACUCAGUAUUUGCCAAUAGUGAAGAAUGCAAUCAUUAAAUCAGGAGCUGCCAUAAACCCUCAAGUGGAUGGAACAACUAUUUUUAUUCCAAUACCAAAAGUUUCAAAAGAACAUCGUGAAAAGCUCUGCAAAUCUGCUAAAACAUUUUGUGAUAAAAGUAAGCAGAAACUGCGUGAAAUUUGCAAUAGAUAUACAAAGAAAUUGAAAGCUAACAAAGGAGCCUACUCAGAAGAUUUACUUAUGAAUAUCCAAGAAUCAUUGGUACAUCAGAUGCAAGGGAAGAUGACAGAAGCUGAGGAGAUGAUGGCACGAAAACAAAAAGAUUUGUUAGGAGACCAGAAAUAACUAAUUAAAAAAAAACUUUCAACCACAUGAACUUCACCAGAAGCCUUGCAAAAAAAAAAAACAGACAAUGGACACAACCUAUCCUUCUUCCAGAUUAAACUACUACUACAAAAGAAAAAGCAAUUAUCAGUUCAUUUCCAGAAAUAAAUGAAGUAUAUCUAUGAAUUAUAUUUGAGAAAGAGGAGAUGAGGUUCUAGUGAGCAGAGUUAUCUUCCUUGUAUUGCUGGCCCUUUUAGGAAAAAAACCCUGAAUCUUACAAUACAACUCUACCUCUCCUCAAGUUUUAUAAAGCUAAUCACUCAUUAACAUUGGUACUAAUUAGAAAUAAUCAUUCACAAUAAUAUCAUUUUGUACUCUAGGCACAAGUCCCGAAAUUUUUAGGGAGGGGGGGGGCCCAGUCAAUUAGAUCAACUCCUGUACGUAACUGGUACUUAAUUUAUCAACCCUGAGAGGAUGAAAGGCAAAGUUGACCUCGGCAGAAUUUGAACUCAGAAUGUAAAGACAGAUGAAAUACCACUAAGCAUUUCGCCCGUCAUGAAUCCAAACGUCCCUGAAAGUUUCAUCUGAAUCCAUCCAGCAGUUCUUGAGAUAUCUUGUCCACGGACAAACAAACAAACACGACUGAAAACAAUACCUCCACCUUUGCUAAGGUGAAGGUAAAAAUAGUUAAAUAAGAUGACAUUUCCAUUAUUUUGUCCAAACCCUGCUUGUGUGUGUGUGUGUGUGUGUAUACACACAUACACAUAUCUAUAUAGGGAGAGACAGACAGACAGAAAGUGAGAGAGAUUGUUUACCUUAAAGAUGUACAUGCUUUGAACAAUAACUGGGUCUUUGUAAUCGAGUGAUUGAGCAAUGUCCUGUAAGAAAACGAAACAAAAUUAUCCAGAAAAUAAAUUGAUUUCUUCAUGCAUGUAAAAGUCAAUGUCAUUAACUGCACAUAGAAACAGAAA
Octopus bimaculoides (California two-spot octopus) is the source of this 2172-nucleotide messenger RNA. RefSeq lists its product as uncharacterized. Gene Ontology annotation, cellular component: mitochondrion. Gene Ontology annotation, molecular function: ribosomal large subunit binding. Gene Ontology annotation, biological process: translation. Lineage: Eukaryota; Metazoa; Mollusca; Cephalopoda; Octopoda; Octopodidae. The record is from RefSeq and is a predicted model, not a curated record.